Dissoconium aciculare CBS 342.82 is the source of this 964-nucleotide messenger RNA. RefSeq names its product electron transfer flavo protein, beta subunit. The transcript has 2 exons. Gene Ontology annotation, molecular function: electron transfer activity. The record is from RefSeq and is a predicted model, not a curated record. NCBI's taxonomy places the organism in Eukaryota, Fungi, Ascomycota, Dothideomycetes, Mycosphaerellales, Dissoconiaceae. Gene Ontology annotation, cellular component: cytosol. The coding region runs from base 157 to 933 and encodes 258 amino acids.
CCUACCUAUGCCGAAGUCGAAAUCCUUCCCUACAUCAUUGGAUCUGUCUUUUCGCUUGUCGACAUUCUUCUCCGACAACCACCACCUCUACCACCACGACUUGCGCUGCUGAUUACGGGUUCACGAGGAGGAUAGUUUUUGAUCGCCGACGACGAGAUGUCGGGUUUGAGGAUCCUUGUGCCGGUCAAGCGGGUCAUUGACUAUGCGGUCAAACCACGAGUGAACAAAGCCGGCACCGGCGUCGAGACCAACGUCAAACACUCCAUGAACCCCUUCGACGAGCUCUCCAUCGAAGAAGCCGUCCGGAUCCGCGAGAACAAAACCAAAACCAACCCGGCCGUCGACGACAUCCUCGCCUUCUCCGCCGGGCCCAGUAAAUCCCAGGACAUCCUCCGGACCGCGCUCGCCAUGGGCGCCGACCGCGCCAUCCACGUCGUCGAGGAGAAGACCGAGCUCGAACCCCUCACCAUCGCCAAGCUCCUCGCCGCCGUCACCAAGCAGGAGGACCGCAACCUCGUCAUCCUUGGCAAGCAGUCCAUCGACGACGACAGCGGCCAGACGGGCCAGAUGCUCGCCGGCCUCCUCGGCUGGCCGCAGGCGACCCAGGCGAGCAAGGUGGAGAUCUCCUCGGACGGCAAAUCCGCCACCGUCACCCGCGAAGUCGACGGCGGCGUCGAGACGCUCAAAUCCCCGCUCCCCAUGGUCGUCACGACCGACCUGCGCCUCAACGAGCCCCGCUACGCCACCCUGCCCAGCAUCAUGAAGGCGAAGAAGAAGCCGCUGGAAAAGAAGACGCUGGCGGACUACGGCGUCGACGGCGCGCUGCGGCUGAAGACGCUCAAGGUCGCCGAACCCCCGGCGCGACAGGGCGGUGGCAAGGUCGAGGAUGUGGACGGGUUGAUCGCGAAGCUGAAGGAGCUGGGCGCGAUUUGAAACCCGCGGACGACCAAGAGGAGGAGCGCAC